Messenger RNA from Apis dorsata (giant honeybee), 3115 nucleotides. Its product is annotated as ras guanine nucleotide exchange factor P. Gene Ontology annotation, biological process: regulation of translational initiation. The transcript is spliced from 11 exons. Gene Ontology annotation, molecular function: protein binding; RNA binding; translation activator activity. Bases 986 to 2347 code for a protein of 453 amino acids. Gene Ontology annotation, cellular component: cytosol. The record is from RefSeq and is a predicted model, not a curated record. Lineage: Eukaryota; Metazoa; Arthropoda; Insecta; Hymenoptera; Apidae.
CAAUUGUAGUAUCUAUUAUUAAACUGAAAAUAUUGACAAACAACAGAUUGCAUUUAAAGAACGUUUAAACUACGCACAACGUGUGUCAUACUAAUGUCUGAUUGUAUAUACAUGUAUAUACAAGAAUGGAGAACUAGCGUCAUUCGCGUGGGUGCGACUGUGCGUGGUUAAUAUUUCAUGGACGUUUAAAUGAGUUGCAGAUGAUCCAGCUCAAUCGUCAUAAUAUGUGUACGCGUAAAUGGCAUCGCUUCGAGGCAUAUUCUUCCGUUUUUGGCAAACCAUGAUGAUCCGAAGGUGUGAAUACGCGUCACAUGCAUGUUAAACAUCGAUGGUGCACAUACGUCGCAAUUUUAAGUGUCGAGCAUUCGCAUCGAUGUUGGUCUCGAGAAUCGAUUCUUUUAAGUAAAGUUGUGUCACUCAUCUUGAAAUGUUUAAAGUGUUGAUUACGAAAAUUUAUUAUGAUUUUAUUCGAGUGUGGAUCUAGUAUAUAAAUAUAUAAAGAUAAAGUUUUAAUCAAUUCGUUAAAUAAACUCGCAUCGUAAAAGAAAAAAUAUCAUUUGAAUUUAGUAUAUGAAGUGUGAAAUAAAGAUUUUAAUUUGACGUACAUAUGAAGCAUUGAUUUCUAUUCGAAUAAAAGUUUAUUAUUUGAAUUAAAGGUUCAUCAUAUAAUUGCUGAGAAACAACGAUGAUUCAUCAUAAUAAUUUGAAUACAAGUUCGCGGUCGUCUCGAAUCGGUUGAUCGAGUGCCAGCAUCGAGACAUCAGUGUCGCAGCUCACUUCCGGUCCUCUGUGCCGGUAAAACGAAAUUCUAACCGAACGAACGAUUAUUUCAAAAUUUUUCAACGAAUUCUUUAAUACUUUGAAGGUGUUUUUCAAAUUUGAAGUAAUUUUAACAAUUCUUCGUUACUUUACGAUGUAUACAGUGUAAUUGGUGCAGAAUCGUUGAUCGUCUUCAACCAUUGUAAUCGAAUAAUUAGCCUUCAAGAUGGUACGCGUUGCACGUUUGUCUCAUGCAAAAGAAGAAGCAACAAAGAUGAGGGAUGCGGUUCCACACAAAGGAAAUAAUAAUAAUAACAAUAGUAGCAGUAACAACAAUAACAACAACAAUAAUAACGUAACCACGUUAAAAAGCAAGCCUUCCUUGGAAAUUUAUCGACCUCCAGGAGGAAGAACGGAAGGAACUACGGCAAGUAUUACUAAUCCACGGCUAAACGUACAUGCUAAGGAGUUCACUAUGAAACAGAACGAUUCGCAUCCUUCUAAAUCUCGGACAAAUGCUUCAGAGCGAUCUCCAUAUUAUUUGCAACACAGCAAAUCAAGUGGAAACGUACAUCGAUAUCUUUAUGCUCAACAGCAACAACAAAUACAACAUACUCUUCAGCAACAUCACCAGACAUCACGUCACUCUCAGAGUAGUCAUCAUUCAACGGGCUCUGCUUUACGACAGUCACAUCCACUCGAUACCUCGGCAUCAAGUGGAAAUAUAUUACAUGGUUCAGGUAGAGUCCACUUCAAUGUAGAUCAAAAUGAUGUCAAACUGAACACAGCUAAACCUGGCAGACUUAUAAAAUCAUUAUCCUUUGUCUCUACUUAUGGAUUGAAACGAUCCAAAAGUUUGAAUGCAGCUGAUGUAUUGGCUGCAAAGGCGGUAAAUAUUUCAGACGCAUCUGAACUCGGGAAAUUUCCAACAGUGAUUCAAGAUACACUUCUAAAAGCUAUUGAAGAUCCGAAUUUAUUGAAUGCUCGAGCUUUAAUGGAACUUGUACGACAUAUUUUGGAGAGAGUUGUCGAGAACCGGAAGUAUGCUGAACCUGCAGCGAAAAUUUGUAUCACUAUUAUUGAGAAAGAAAGUAAAGAAACUUUCUUGGAAUCCUUAUUAAAUACAUGUCAACAGUGGUAUCAAGAUCGAGUUAAAAUACUUUAUGAUGGAUCCAGUUAUCAUCGUUAUUCCGCUUUCAUGACAUUCUUGAACGAGAUGUAUUGUCAGCUAAAACGAAGGCAGCUUCAAUUAAAGACACAACAGGAGGGUGUUCCUCCCGGACGUGUUCUUCUCACAUUGCUUUGGAAAUGUUGUCAAGAUUGUUUGCAACCUCCAGUUGUAAAUUCUUUAGCUGAAACUGACUGCUUGUUUUUCAUCUUAACAUGUAUCGGCAAAGAUUUGGAUGCUGAAUUACCAGUCCAAUUACAGCAAUUACUUGGAAGUUUAAGAGAUGCUUUUCUCGCGGAAGAUACGAUAUUACCGUCAGUCAGAAAAACCCUUUUACAACUGAUCGAACUUCAUGCUGCACAUUGGCAACUUCCAGCACCAGCAGUUGUUUAUUAUUAUCCUGGAUCAACUUCGAAAUGAUGUUUCUAUCUUUUCAAUUUCUCCGUCCGUUCAUUGAUUUUCUGUAAUGAUACGUUGACAAUUUUUUAACCAUUUUAAAUUAAUUAAGAGCUAUAUUUUAAUACUUCACGCAAUUAUAAAGUGGAGUAUUAAACGUGUAAUAAACGGUUCUAAAAAGUAAUAGGCUAAGCCGUUUAUGAUACGUUUUUGUGAAAUUUUUUUUUUAAUUAAUGCCUCAUAAUGUAGUCAUAAUGUAGUAUUAACGAUUGAUGCGUCAAUCGACAAAAUACGAAUAACCAUGAUCUCGUUGUUACUACAAAAAAUGACUGUGCCUUGUGCAAUUCUGCAAGAAGUGAUUUACGAUGAACUUCGUUGCGAGAAAUGUCAAUCUAUGUUUGAUUUUUUACAAUUGAUUAUUUCAUUCGUAUAAAUAAACUUGGACGUCUAUCCAUUGACAUGAUGAUAGAACUCGUUCGUAUUUUCUAUGAUUUCAAAUUAAAAAUAUUUCAUUAGAAAGUCAAUGAAUUAAAUCAGAAACCAAUUAAAAUUGGUAUAUUAUUUGUCCGAAUUAUCGUGUUAAUUACCGCGAAGUUUGAAUUUUAAAGGACAAAUAAAUUCAUAAAAACCUUGAGAAUUAAAUGUGUAUAUAUGUAAUGAACGAAUGAUUUAACAGAAUAGAUAUUUGAAAAAAGAAAAAUAUGUCAUCAUCAGAGAAUCAAAAAAACAUGGAUAAUCACGAAUUACGAUAGAGAUAUUUUACUUCGAAUUUUCCUCGGCUUUUUCCGUAAA